Messenger RNA from Vollenhovia emeryi, 2511 nucleotides. RefSeq lists its product as uncharacterized. The transcript has a single exon. The coding region runs from base 1080 to 1955 and encodes 291 amino acids. NCBI's taxonomy places the organism in Eukaryota, Metazoa, Arthropoda, Insecta, Hymenoptera, Formicidae. The record is from RefSeq and is a predicted model, not a curated record.
GCAGCGAGCGCGAGCGACGGGCGAGGGGGGCAGCGAGCGCGAGCGACGCGCGGGCGACCCGAGACAAACAUAUGACGCCUAAAAAUGACUUAUGUCCCCUUGCUGUUUUGGUGGCAGGAAGAUGAUGCGCUAUCAUUUCCACACCACCUUGCGGUAGAUGCAUGGUGUGCUUUUUUUAUAGUGGUUUCCCCAGUAGGCCUAAUCCACUCUCAUAAUUUAAUGCAAAAAUUGCUCAAAGUGCCGUCCUCCUUCACGUACGCAGAAUUCGGCCCUUCGAACAAUGUCGCGCGUUGCACGUUGCACCAUGUCCGGCGUAAUGGUACGGAAGGCCGCUAUAAUAGCUUCGCGUACUUCGUUUUCUGUACCAGUACGCUGAUUUUCUGUUAGACUUUUUAUAUGACCCCAUAUGAAAAAGUCCAUCGCGUUAAGGUCUGGCGACCGUGCUGGCCAACUGAUCGGGCCACCACAACCUAUCCAUCUAUGUGGAUAACAUCUAUUUAAAAUAUCGCGAACUUCUCGACGAAAAUGCGCGGGAGCUCCAUCGUGCUGAAAUAUUAAUUGUGCUCGCACGCGAAGAGGCACAUUUUCGAGGAGCUCUGGUAAAAUAUUUGUUAAAAAGUUCGCGUAAAUUUCGCCAUUUAGACGCGGCAGGAGGAAAUACGGACCGAACUGAAAAUUUUAAACGAAAAUCUUUAGUCCCAUUAGUUUAAAAAAAUUGUUUUAUUUUUACGGAUUACACUUACCACUUGAUUCCCGAUUAUUCCAGCCCAAACAUUAAUGGACCAGCGAUAUUGAAACGCGCACUCACGAACGACGCGAGGAUUUUCUUCACUCCAGUAUAAAUAAUUUCUAGAGUUGAAUAUACCGUUUGGGGUGAACGUUGAUUCAUCGGUCCAUAAAAUAUUGUCCGGGAAAAGUAAAUUACCUCGACAUUGCGCGAGGAGUCCUGCAUGAAAUUCACCGACAAUUAAAUUACUGUACAUUUAUCAAAGUGCGUAAAUAUUAAAUAAUAGCAGACCUUCACAAAAAUUGAUCCGUUGUUGAAAGUCUCUCGGCAAAAGUUGUUGCACACGCUGGUAAUGGAACGGAUGCAAUCUAUUCUCUCGCAAAGUCUGAUGCACCGCGAACCUGGAAAGUCCCAGUUCGUGAGCCGCACGACGCACGCUGGUUCCGGGGUUUUCAUAAAACAUGUCCAGUACUCUCUCUUCGUCUGGAACACCACGGCGCACUGGUACAUCUUUCGUCUUAUGCACGAGACACCCUGUUUCACGCAAUCGUUGCACAACGCGAAAAAUCGUAUCCUUAGUCGGAUGUGCACGCUCGGGAAAUCGUUCCGCAUAGAUUCGAAUAGCGCGGGGAAACUUUCAGAAAAACAGCUGAAAGCUUCCCCGCUAUAUUUUCUUGUUUCCGAAUGUCAAUUGUUUCUUCCUGAGCUCGUGAACACGAUCGUCAAGAGCUUAGUCGCGUACGAAUCUCGACUCGUAUUGUGCUGGACAGCGACAAUGCGAUUUACUACAGAAGAGUAUACCGACAUGAUAGUGGCCUACGGGCUAGCGGGCGAAAGUAAGCGUGCCGCGGCUCGAAUCUAUGCGGAACGAUUUCCCGAGCGUGCACAUUCGACUAAGGAUACGAUUUUUCGCGUUGUGAAACGAUUGCGUGAAACAGGGUGUCUCGUGCAUAAGACGAAAGAUGUACCAGUGCGCCGUGGUGUUCCAGACGAAGAGAGAGUACUGGACAUGUUUUAUGAAAACCCCGGAACCAGCGUGCGUCGUGCGGCUCACGAACUGGGACUUUCCAGGUACGCGGUGCAUCAGACUUUGCGAGAGAAUAGAUUGCAUCCGUUCCAUUACCAGCGUGUGCAACAACUUUUGCCAAGAGAUUUUCAACAACGGAUCAAUUUUUGUGAAGGUCUGCUAUUAUUUAAUAUUUACGGCACUUUGAUAAAUGUAGAGUAAUUUAAUUGUCGGUGAAUUACAUGCAGGAUUCCUCGCGCAAUGUCGAGAUAAUUUAUUUUUCCCGGACAUUAUUUUAUAGACCGAUGAAUCCACUUUUGCCCCAAACGGUAUUUGUUUCAAAUUCAAUUCAACUCACGAAAUUAUUUAUGCUGGGGUGAAGAAAAUCCUCGCGUCGUUCGUGAGAGCGCGUUUCAAUAUCACUGGUCCAUUAAUGUUUCGGCUGGAAUAAUCGGGAAUCAAGUGGUAAGUGUAAACCGUAUAAAUAAAACAAUUUUUCUUUCGCUAGUUGGACUAAAGAUUUUUGUUUUAAAUUUUCAGAUUGGCCCGUAUUUCCUCUCGCCGCGUCUAAAUGGCGAAAUUCUUAACAAAUAAAUUACCAGAGCUCCUCGAAAAUGUGUCUCUUCGCGUGCAAGCACAACUAAUAUUUUAGCACGAUGGAGCUCCCGCCCAUUUUCGCCGAGAAGUUUGCGAUAUUCUAAACAGAUGUUAUCCACAUAGAUGGAUAGGUCGUGGUGGCCCGAUCAGUUGGACAGCACGGUCGCCAGACCUUAACGCG